GCGGAUCAGAAAAAAGAAAACACCAGUCAUCACCAUGCAUGUUUCUAACUACGGGAAGAUUUUUGUCAUUUGAAAAGACUUGAAUAGAAAAAAAAAGACCACAAGAACUCAGUCAGCAGACAUAAACAACAAUAACCUCGUGUUUAGACAUGGCCAGCACCCAGACCAGUUUGAAAACCCCCUUCAAAGACUUGACCUCAUUCAAGGGCAACAUGAAACGGCUGCACAGAGAGCGACUGGAAGACGCGCCUAUCAAGAAGCGAGUGAUGGCGGAGCUCAACCUGAAGCGCCGCAGCCUGGAUCCCCUCCCCAAAACGCCAAAGGUGAAGAGGGAGCAGAUCGACGACCUGUGCCACGACCCUGACAUGGAUGUGGAGGGCCGGGCCGAACUGCACAUGGUGGGCUCUGCUAAAGCCCUGGACCUGAGCCCUGGGCUCAAACACACACUGGCCCAGUUCACCCUGAGCAGCCAGAGCUCACUCGGAGGCCCGGCUGCCUUUUCCGCCCGCACUGGCCGUGAGUAUUCCCCGACUGGUAUGCUCCCCUUGUCCUCUCCUCCGGUUCUGGGAGGGGGCCCUCUGCUGGUUCCCUGUGACAGCUCGACUGAAAUCACCCACUCGCUGCUGGAAGGAGAGUCCAUCUCCUGCUUCGUUGUCGGGGGAGAGAAGCGGCUUUGUCUGCCUCAGGUGCUAAACUCUGUGCUCCGCGACUUCUCGCUGCAGCAGAUCAACACUGUGUGCGACGAGCUCUACGUCUACUGCUCGCGCUGCGACGCCGAGCAGCUGCACAUCCUCAAGGUGCUGGGCAUUCUGCCGUUCAACGCGCCUUCCUGUGGCCUCAUUACACUGACGGAUGCACAGCGGCUGUGCAACGCUCUGCUGCGUCCGGGCGCGGCGUUGCCCGUGGACCCCAGCGGUAAGCUGUCGACCCAGGGCCUGCUGAAGGAGAGCGAAGCCAGUUUCAAGGUGGAGCACCAGUGUUUGGGGAAGUGCCAAGGUCUCUUUGUGCCCCAGUUCUACACCCAGACCGAGGCGCCCUGCAUCCAGUGUGUUGAGUGCCAGUUGCUUUAUUCACCGCAGAAGUUUGUCAUGCAUUCACACAAGUCGCCCGAUAAGAGGACCUGCCACUGGGGCUUUGACUCGGCCAAGUGGCCCUGCUACCUGCAGCUUGCCAGGAAGUACCAAGGCAUGCCGGAGGAGCCAAAACUCCAGCAGCUCCUGGAUGAGGUCAAAGAGAGGUUCCACUACCAGAUCAAGAAGUCGCUAGACAAAAAGGCAGUGGAGGAGGAGGAGGAGGAGAGCCAGGUGAGGAAGCCCUCAGCAGAUCUCUGCUCCCCUGGCAGCAAGUUGACUGAUGCCGACCCUGCAAGAAAGGGCAAAACAUCUCCACCUGCUCUGGUGUUCAAUCAUCUUUUCUCAGACAUCAAGGAGGAGCCAGAACACCCCACCCUGGUCCAUCCCAGUUAUUACCUGUACACGUACAAUAAGAUGGUGGCUCCCAACGUGUCUCUGCAGAGGGAGGCGGAGAUGAGUCCCGAGAUGUUCGGAGCGCUGCUCAAACAACACUACGGCCGCAGAGCGCUGGGCCACGACGAGCCACCCAUGGAUCUUCAUGCGUCGCCCGCCGUUGCCGAUGGCGCCGAGGAGGCCAAAUCCCAACGUGCCGCUGCUGCCUCGGCCAGUGAGCGGGAAUGCCAAACCCAGGCAGUUUCCAUGGAGACAAGCAGCCAGAGCUGCAAGAAAGCCACCCACACCCCCGCCCACACCCCUCCUCCUCCCGCUGUGUCGUUGUCGUCGCCGGGAACGGAAGUAGCGUCUAAGGAUACGGGCUCUGACACGAGCAUCGCUGCGGUGGGGGGGCUGGAGGACGACAAGGACCGAAUUGUUGUGGAGAUCAUGCAUAUGUACAGCAGGCAGCAGGAGAAGCUCAACUCCACCCUGCACAAGCAGCUGCAGCUGGAGAUGGAGCUGGAGGCGGUGCGCGGGGGUGAGGCUGCUAGGCUACGGGAGCUGAGCGCCGAGCAGCGGGAGCUGCGCAGCGAGCUGGAGGCGGUGCACAGCGAGCAGGCGCGGCAGCUCAGCCAAGCCCGCCAGGAGCAGCUGGAGCUGGAGACCCGUCUCGAGCAGCUCCGACAGCAGGCCUGCGCCUGCGAGCCGGGGGCGCGACGCCAGCAAGAGGCCCACUACGCUGCACAGUUGUCGGAGCUCCGUCAGAGGCUGGAGCAGGCGGAGACGGACCGGCAGGAGCUGCAGGAGGAGCUGCGCAGGGAGCGGGAGGCGCGGGAACAGCUCGAGCGCACAAUCAGCCAGCUCAAGCAGCAGAUGGUCCAUUCUGCCCCAGAGGGAGGCAGCCCCUCUCCUCCUCUUACCCCGUCAAACGGACCCCCUAAUGCCCACUGCCCGCUCUCCUCCUUCUCAGAGGCCCCAGCGGCUGGCCAAAAGUAACUGUCACCACCUCAGGCGCCUCCCUCAUUCCUCUCCCGAUCACCCGCCAACUCGACAGACGCAAACAAAUCAGCCGAGAGCAGAACGGAGCGUUGCAUCUCCUCGCGCUGUUUUUAAGUUGUGCAUUUUACCCUUUUAUUUCAGUUAAGGACUGACUUUGAUUUUGUAAUCUCACAUCACUUAAAAGAAAAGUUUUGUGUUGUGUUUCUUUAUUAUUCGUUAUCCUCUCUUUAAACAGUAUUUAAAGAUUUUUUUUUCGGGCAUGUAUGUUUGAUUUAAUUUAUCGUUUUUACUGAACAAACAGCUGCUUCGGAAAUUGACGGUCAAGUAGAGACCAACUCAACCCAUCUCUAUUUGCCCCCCCCACCUCACCCCUCACACGACUGUCACCCGCCUCUCCCAUCCCUUCUUGUUCUCUCUGGAUUCUGGAGCUAAAGGCUUUGAGACUUCAGACUUAAGCUCAGACACAGACGUGUCCUGGAUUUCACUUCAUGCUCCUACCCGGCACAGCGGCCGGUAUCCUCGGACACACGAUGGAGCCUGGUUGCGCGCCCGGUCUCCGCAUCUGUACCUUGGAGCUCACGCGCUUCAGUCCCAGCGACUGCAGGAGACUGCGUAGACAUUUCCAUACAGUUUUUUUUUUCUCCCUUCUUUUUUUCGUGUGCUCCUUCUAAAACACAGAAAGAAAGGCGUAACAUGUCAAAGAAUAUAAAAUCUCAAAGGAAAGACCUUUACUGUACAAAAAAAAGACAUUUUGCGGAUGUCGUAAAAACCUCAUGAAAAUAUGCCAAUAGUGACGCUGAACUUGAAAUGAGUGUUUUGAGUGUGACCCCCCCCCCCACAAGGUAGCUAGCUAGCAAAUCGUCUGGCCUGGACCCCCCAGCUGCUCCUCACACAGGCUAGUCGCCCUCUUCACUCUGCUGGGCAGCACCUGGACUCUCCUGUCGGAGACCAAAGAGUCUGGCAGUUGAUCCAGUGUCUCCUCUCUACACACACACACACACACACCCUUCCACCGCUGUACAAUAGCGCCAUUGCAGUCUGCUGGGAAACUCUAUAACACUGUGGUUUUCACCCAAUUUAGGCUAGACAGGAAACACUGUGCUCCCUUCAGGCUCGGCAUGAAGAAGCUCACAAGCAGUGUUCUGCACUUAAUGCGCUCUCCUCCCCCGGAGUCCCACGGGGAAAGGAAUGCGUCUGGACUCGGGGGCUGCUUGAACCAGUGUAGCUUUUCUAAGAAAGAGGGAAGAGCAGCGUCUCACAUCAUGUGCGGCGGCCGUACUGUGUAACCAUAAUACGUGCAACAUCCUCACACGCACGCACACACUCGAGUGUGUCGGUCCGAGCUUUCGGGCGGAACAAUGGCCCCAGCGUUCCCAGCAGAUGAUCAAAGCUCCCGCCUGUCCCCGUUUUGUUUUCUGGGCUCGUUCCGUUUGACUUCAUUGUCAGCAGACGCUUUUUUUUUGUUGCAUCCACCACCAUGUUCGUCAGAGCGUCUUCUGAGAAUGUGGGUCGCAGGCGAAAGCAGUUAGUCCGGUGUGGCUCGGGCCUCGGGUCCGGCCCCCGCUUUAUUCUGCCUGGCUGAACAAACGGCACUGGGCAGGAAGAGGAAGAGAGGGGAGCGCUCGGGGGGGGGGGGGGGGGACUGGUGCAGCAGGCUGGGUGGCCCAGACACCAGGGGCACACGGGGAGCCCCUGUUUUUGUUUGGUGCAGUCAGAACGGGGGCAGCUGUUGUCGUCCGUGGGCCCCUGCCCACCCUCGGGUGAGACUACAGGAGCCUCCCCACCCUCCCUCAUCUUCUCAGAGAAACGAGCGUCACUCACUCACACACACACACCCGUCCAUCCAUCCCCAGUGCCAGGUCAGCUGGGGGUGGGCAGUGUUUUGUAGAUGCCCAGGAGAGCGAGCAGACGUCUAGCCAGAGGAAGAGAGGACUUUUAUUGUGUCAGUUGCCAGGCAAAAUCUUUUUUAUUGCCACUCAGGGUGUGGGGGUGCGUGUGUGUGUGUAUGUAAGUGUGUGUGUGUGUGAAGGGCAUCGGCCUCAGCUAAACUCUGAGCUUUUUUUUUAUGCAUCUGCUAUAAAUGCAAAUUAAUAGACAUUCCACUGUGCUCCAUCCUGUUGAAUGCAGAUUUUCUUACACAGCUUCCCUUCCCCGUGACGGAUGUUGACGACCGGGCAGAGUACAGUUGUGGUUUGUUGAUUGUCAUCCAAGCAGGUGGAAGCCAGUAAAAUCAAACACACGCCGCAAAUGUACACUCUACUGUUCCAUUUAAACCUUUAUUGAGAUUCUGAAAGAAAAUAUUUAACGUAUUAACUAAAGAUUUAUAUUCACUUUGUAAAUACAGUAGUCAUUAAUAUAUUAACUGUUCUAUGAAAAAUCUUUAUAAGGUUAUAGAAAUUGGACCAGAACUGAGGCUUCAGAUGUUUUUGCUUUCUUUUCUAAAAAAUGUUAUCAUGACUUGACUUGUCGAGUAGGGGUGGGGGGGGGGGUGAAAUGCAUGGUUUACUGAGACAUGAUGCAAGACAAAGGCAAAAUAGGAAUAUAAUACUUGUUACACACUUUUGGCCCCCUUUUUCUGACAUUUUAAUUUGCGUGUGGAUUUCAUCUUGACCGACUGUCGUGUCAUGUGAUGAGCGUUCUCCUCUUUGUGAACCCAUCCCCCCUCUGAGAUCAAUUGAAAAUGAAACGUUUGAUUCAGAAGAUGCAUUUUGGGAAAAAAAGAAAACAAACAAAAAAUGCUUUUUCUUUUUUAUGCAUGUUUUGCUGUCCCUUGAGUUGUGUGUCACCGGGCCAAUUUAUACAUUUUUUUCAUUGCGGGAAAAAAUGAACGAAAAAAAAAGAUGUUUUUUCCCCCUCACGCAACGCACAAACUAUUACGGCGGCUCAUAUGCAUGAACAUUGAACGUGUGCAAGUUUUAUAUCAUUAUCGGUUAAGAGGUUGACGAGAUAUCAAUUCAGAUUAUGAAGAACAUAUAAUGUAGCCUAAUGUGAUUUGGAAAUGUGAGAGAGCGCGAGUGAGUGACGGCCUGUAAAGGGAAAGAGAAAAACCUGCUCAUGUCGCUCUGGAUGUGGAAGUUAUGUUUUCUGAUUCAUUUAUUCCUGUCUGGAUGUGUAAACUUCACUCCAAAGAUCAUCAGUAUUAGUUUAACUGACUUAAUUCCCUCUUAGGAGGCACCAAAAAAACUUCAAUUCAUCACAUGGGCAGACAAAUAAUGUUAACUCUAAAUUGAAUUUGUGUAAUUUGCAUUUUAUACACAAGGGGACGUUGUUUAGCUUCUUUAAUCAUAGUCCAUCAUUUAAAAAAUAAGGAUGAAAUGAAAGGGGAGGAACACAAUGCCAUGUAACGCCUUCAGCGGGGCCUUUGUGCAUUGUGCAGUGUUAUGAGAACGUGGAUAUGCUUUGGACAGAAUGUUUACAGGUGUGGAGUUUGCAAACAGACAAGAAAGCCAGAGGAGCUGAGCAGAGUUUCACCACAGGGACACGUUUGAAUCCAGGAUUUACAUACUCGUCGUCUCCCGGCUACGUGGAAAAAACUAGUAAACAAAUCCAAGGCGACCUUUGAACUGUUGCAGGAGGUCUGCUCUGUGGUUGGCUGUGUGAUUUUCAGCCAGUAAUCCUUCUGUGCGGGAGAAGCCAGGCCGUGUGGCUGCAUUGGCGAUUGAUCUCACAGAUCACCGGUUGCUAAGAGUAGCUGCACCAUGUUUUAAUUUCGAGACAUCCCGCUAUAGAUGAGAAACAUCACGGCUUUGCUUCAAACGAACCCUUUCCCCCCUCGAUGCCGUUCUGACACACGGACCACGGUGUCCGUGUCCGACCGCUGCGUUCUACGUUGCCAAUACUACAGUGUGAUGAGACUUUUGUUCUUGCAUGAAUCGAGACACUGUUCUCCUACCUCAUGUUGUGAUAUAAAAAAUAUGUUUUUUAAGCAGAGGAAGCUGCAUCUCUAACUGUUUAUCAUCAUUGAUAUUUACUAGUAAAUGACAUACCUGUAAAUGCUUUUAGCUAAUACCUCAGUUGUAUCUAGUGUUUUAGUUUUUUUCUGUUUUUGCCCUUCCCUGAUUUCAGAUCUUGUAAAUAUAUAUCCUGUAUAGAUAAUGAACUUGGAUCAAAUUCAAGUAAAGUUCUGUAGUGUCAAACCA
Messenger RNA from Pseudoliparis swirei, 6586 nucleotides. It is a transcript of the gene skila, whose product is annotated as SKI-like proto-oncogene a. Gene Ontology annotation, biological process: negative regulation of BMP signaling pathway. The coding region runs from base 150 to 2444 and encodes 764 amino acids. Gene Ontology annotation, molecular function: DNA-binding transcription factor activity, RNA polymerase II-specific; RNA polymerase II cis-regulatory region sequence-specific DNA binding; SMAD binding. Gene Ontology annotation, cellular component: nucleus. The transcript is spliced from 7 exons. The record is from RefSeq and is a predicted model, not a curated record. Lineage: Eukaryota; Metazoa; Chordata; Actinopteri; Perciformes; Liparidae.